Leucoraja erinaceus (little skate) is the source of this 9384-nucleotide messenger RNA. RefSeq lists its product as uncharacterized. Gene Ontology annotation, biological process: regulation of transcription by RNA polymerase II. The record is from RefSeq and is a predicted model, not a curated record. Gene Ontology annotation, molecular function: DNA-binding transcription factor activity, RNA polymerase II-specific; RNA polymerase II cis-regulatory region sequence-specific DNA binding. NCBI's taxonomy places the organism in Eukaryota, Metazoa, Chordata, Chondrichthyes, Rajiformes, Rajidae. Bases 611 to 8671 code for a protein of 2686 amino acids. Gene Ontology annotation, cellular component: nucleus. The transcript is spliced from 17 exons.
UUCCCAGGCAGUAAUGGAUGCCACUUGGCUGAGGUUGCAAUGGAGCUGCACUGAGCUGGUUGCAGGGGGCUGCAGUCUCCAGCAGGCACUCACCACAGGGACCCACCAAGGAGAGAGUGCAGCCUGAGGGAGCACAGCUGCAAAGACCCAUCUUCCUCCAAACCCCUAUCUCCUGUGGUGUUGCUCAGGACUCUUUCGAUGAUGAAUUGUUCUUUGAACAUACUUCUGUUGCACUACACAAUACAAAAUGCACAGCUCAACUGCUAAGGGUAACCUUCCUGUAACCAGCACCGAUUUUAUUUGGAUGUUAUCACAGAUACAUUCAGCAGUGAAGAUGACUGUGGUGGAGAGUCCCCCCAGCUAAGACUAGACCGUUGGCCAUGAUAUUCACCACUCAUAAAACCCUGCCUUCCUCAACCACGCAGUGACAGGCCUGCUAAGCUGCAACAAGUAAGAAUUUCAUUACUCCAUUGCCAGUACAUACGACCAUCAAAUACUGGUUGACUCCUGACUAAGCAUAACUGGGAAAAGGACAGAAGUUUAAAAGAAGAUUCCUGGUCAUAAAAUUAUAUGCCGGUUUACAAUAGUACUCCAUUGUCCCAUCAGUUCAAUGGAGAAAAGCAAUCAUCAGGACCUAAUACAAUGGGAUGAAGAGCUGCAGACCAACAUCAACAAGGGAUUUUGUAGCCCUGAUGAUGUGCUGAACCUAUGUGGAGAACAAGUGGUCCAUGCCAGACCUCCACAGAGUUCAGGAGGGGAGGAAAACACCAGUUUGCACCUGAGUGGCAUGGAGGGGGUCAGUGCUGGGACCACCUGUCUUCUAGAGCAUGAGCAAUCCCUUGAUGGGAUCCCACCGCAGCUGAGGACACUCGCGGGCUCGAGACACGGGGUGGAGUUUGACAGUCAGUUCCCGGACCCCCCCAGCUACAAGCCAGCGAGUCCGUUAGAACCGCAAGUCCAAAAGGAACCGAUUCAAUCUGAUCCAAGACCAGUGGGAGCCAAGCUUGGACCUGCUCCAACACAUCCACUGCUGACGGAGAACUUGAUGGCUGCUCCUAACCGUUGCAGCCAGCCAAGUUCUUUCAACACUUGCCUGCCAGAGAAUAUCUUGGAUGGAAUAAAUCUGAACCUUUCCGAAGUAGGAGGUAAGGGAUUGCUGACGACUUACAUGCACGAGGAGCAGGAUAUGCACACGCUAAGCUCGGUCCGUGGCCCGUCCGAGGAUGGGAUGUUGUACGGGUUUGAUUUGUCCUGUGACCGCGAUGGGAACCAGUACACCGCACUCGACCAGAUGUCCUAUGAGUACGAUGUGACGUGCGGGGAGGAAGUGCAGUAUACCUCUUUGGAUCCGGUUUCCUACAGCUUUGAUGUGUCUUGUGAGACGGAAGAAGAUAUAAGCACUUCGGUCGACCCGAUGUCCUAUGAGUUUGAAGUUGCCUGUGCGAGAGAUGACGGCGGCAUGGAGUGCUUCCAUCAAAGUCCCGUCAAUGGAGGCAAGGGAGAUGCGGUGAUGUCAAGUGAAGCCGUCGGAGAGGCGACCAGUGCUCUCUGCUCCUGGCCUGAAACCCAGCUCGCAAUGGAACCGCUUGAGCAUCAAAGUAGCGCGGAGAGUUCUUCUCUUGAUACGCCCUUCAGGAACGAAGGCAGCUCCAAAACAACAGCCAUGGCAUCCCAAGAGCAAGAAUUGCCAGUGAAAGAGGCUCAUCGGACAGAACAAGCUCUGACAAGCGAGAAUACAGCAGCAGAAAUGAAGCGAUCUCCAGAGAGUGAUGAAACUACGACUGUUCACUACCUCCAUUACCUCAGCAUCUCGCGGGACAAGGAGACGAGUGGGUCUGGGAUGGAUGAAUGCUUCAGUGAGCAGCACAUGGGUGGCAGUGUCGAGCCAGCCAAUACCUCUGUGGCCAGUUACACUCCCAGUCUUUGUCGAGCUGCGUCCUGGGACCGUACAGCUGCAGCAGCCGAGGGCUGUCUGGAAAAUCCCUCCCAGCCCACUGGGGAAAUCUCCGCAGAAGACAGCCUGGAUUCUUCAGUGGCUGCCUCAGCUCCUCUGCUCAGCAAACGUUGUCCGGCCCUUGCUGCUGACCCUCCAGGCCUGUCCAUCUCAGGCAAUACAGAUGGGCAGGUUGGCCAGACGACUGAAGGAGAAACUAGGACGAUUCAGCCGGCACUUUCUUUGUUUGGGAACGAAGAGGAGAAAUCUCAGGGAAGGCCUGCUAGUCAAAAUGGAGAUGCCUUAAUGGAACCUAUACUGGUUCAAAGAGAACCAAGCAUUAGUCCUUCCAGAGAAAAGCCACCCAGCGGAGAAGAUCCAGACUCGCCUACAGGUGAUUUUUCUCCGCAGGUCUCCACCGCAAGAGGACACUCCAUUCCCAAUUCGGCCUCAGCGAAGACCGUAUCUAAAUCAGCAGCCAAGACACAUUGGGCGGAGAUCCUGGGAAGGGCAGGAGAAGAAACGAGAACAAGUUCUGACUCUGACUCUGAUGGCACAUCUACAUCUCAGAAGUUCUGCCCACCCGUGAAUGAGGAGAGGACCAUCUCCAAGGGGUCGGAAGAAACAGAGGUGGCCUCCUUGACCAAUACCACCAGCAAGAGACGAGAUGGAGAGCAGCUGGCCGCUUGUUCAGAUGUUCCUGAACCAGCCCAAGCACGGGCAUGGCAGCAGAGGGAGAAUGAGAAGCAAGGGAGCAGUGGGCAGCACGGCUGGGGGAUCCAAGAGUUGGAAGUCGGCUGUGAUGCAACCUCCAGAGAGACGGCAAGGUCAGAAGAAACUUUGGAGCCACGAUUGGAUCCAGCAGAAAGGCACAAGGCCAGUAAGCUGCAGAAGGUGGAUUGCCAGAGGGAGUGCAACCAGCCAGAGUCGGCCAGUGUGAGAGAUGGCGAGGAGCUGAGACACACUGGGUCCUCCGGCCAACCGUUCCUCUACACCUGCACCAAGUGCAGUGUCUACUUCCAAGACAAGGACUACCUGCGCAGGCACAUGCUCGACCACUUUGACGGGCAGAGUGCGGAGGGCUCGGCAGGAGGGCUCGGCCCGUUCAGCUGCCAGGAGUGCGGCCAUUCCUUCUGCGACCCGGCCUUGCUGCGGUCCCACAUGGGUCUCCACCAGGCCCGCAGAGCGAGCUUCAUGGAGGCCAUACAGGAGUUGGCAGAACCACGGGCAAAGAGCUGCGGUGCCAGGCUGCAGUGCCCCCAUUGUAAGUUCGAUACCAACUCCCCUGCCCGGUUUGAGGACCACGUGAAGAAGCACGCCCGCCAGGCGCCACCCCCGUGCAAGCUCUGCAAGGCUCAGGCAGCCACGGCCAGCGAACUGCAGGAACACUGGUCACUCUGCCAUCCACACUCCCUCCAAGAGCGCAAGACUCCGUGUGUCCCCAAUCCCAGGACGCCACCUCUGGCCGCCACGGUCGGCCUGCAGGCGGGCAAGGAGCACCCGCCAGCUGGGCGAGAGGAGAAAGGUUGCGUGAAGUUUGGCCGACUCUCCCCCUUCCAGCGGAAGCCGGGCCGAUCGGCUUGGCCGUCUGCCAGCCAAGGCUCCGGCCAGUCGGGCAAGUGCGAGAACCCCCAAACGUUCCCGUCCGGCAGUUUGCCGGAGAGAGCAUCCCUGCCUUCUGCGGCCAAGGGCCCGAGUCGGUAUCAAGCCAAGCACCCGUUGUGGCGCGGGGACGCGAAGAGGAAAGCGAUGUUGGAGACUGCGGGGAGCAGGGGCGGCAAGUUCAGAAUGCACCCGCUGGUGGGUACGGCAAAGGGCAGCCGGCCUCACAGUGUACCGUACGGGUCACCAACCGACCUGUGCCAGUACCUGGGCUUGCAAGAUGCCGCAAGGGCAGCCCUCUUCCCCUUAGCCGAAGAAAGCUACAACCCCCAGAAACUGGCAACCGAUUCCGCUCCAGGCCAGGAGUGGAAGGAAUUAGAAGUGGGAAGUGAAGGGGUCGCAAACCUCAGAAAUGCCUUAACCUACAGGAAAGUCAUCGUUGACCAUCACCCGGCCCAGGCAACCAGCUGCGGACCUCCAGUCCCCGUGCCCAGCGCCACGGAAGUAGAAAGAACUUGUGGCGUUUCGAUGGAUCCGCAGGUGAAGGGAGUCGAGCAGAAGGUCUCGGAGUCAGCGGGACACGUCGACAAUGCGCGGAGCUUUCACCCGAAGAAGAGAAGACAGUCGGGAGCACUGCCUGGUGCCUCCUGUAGACCCAGAGCAGUGAAGAAGCACACAAAGGAGUUGCUGGAGACUAUAAACCUUCCCCUGGACCUUCCAGUCGACCAACGUCAGCAGUUAGUGAAGAUGACGCCUUUAAUAUUGCUUGAAGACAUGGACAGACAGUCAGUCAGCAAAUCGACUUCAGAUGACCAUGUCUUCGAAUCUUCUUCAGAGCCAUUGGACAUUCAUCCACAGAAUGAACCUGUGAAUGGUCUUCCACGUGAACCGACAGAAACCCAUUCGAUUCACAAACCUACGGACGAUAUUCCUCAAGUUGAACCCAUGGAAACCCAUUCACGUUGUAUAGCUGGCAACAGCCAUUCACAACACAAGUCCAUCGAAAUCCGUUCAUACGAACUAAUAGAAAACCGAUCACUGUGCAAAUCCUUCAACAGCUAUCCUCUACAUAUAUCCCUGGAAAACCAUUCACAUGAACCAUCAGAACCUCAUUCACAACACAACCUCGUUAACAGCCAUUCACUGCUCAAGAAAACUCAUUCACGUUAUGAAUCCAUCUGCUUCCACUCGCAGCGUGAUACCCUGAGCAGUUAUUCCCAGUCUCACACCUUCCCUGAAGAAAGGGAAUUGGAUUCUUCACUGGAAGCUCAGGUAGACAGAGGCCUCUUCUGGGAGGUCCCUGGUGAAGAUCUGACAAUCGACCUGAUGAAAAAAUCCAAAGAUCUGUUGAGCAGGAACUUAUUGCGCAUGUUUCCGCUGGAAGAGAGAGAAUGUCCUUACUGUCCAGAUAAAUUCCACACCGGGAUAGGUCUGGCUAACCAUGUCCGUGGCCACCUUAAGCGAGUUGGCAUUAGCUACAACACACGGCACUUUGUCAGUGCAGAAGAAGUCACGGCCAUUGAAAAGCAAUUCUCUUUACAGAAGCUGAAGAGGAAAGCAUUGAAGUUCCGGGGCGGUGUUGUGGAGAAGUGCAACCUCUGCGGCGCCAGCUUCGACUCGCGGGCGGGCAUGUCGAGCCACGCACGGGCACACCUGCGGGAGCUGGGCGUCAUGACCUGGAGCGCCACCAGCUCUCCCAUCGACCUGCUCAACGAGCUGCUUCACGACCAGGUCCCCCCCGCCCUCGCUGACGGACAGCCCAGCCCCGACCCUGCCUCCAGCGGGCACACCAGCCACCGGCCAGGCUCGGACCCACCAAACGCCCAUCUGCCAGCGAAAGUGUUCACCUCCGCCAACCGCAACUCGCCACCACCGAGAAACAAGGUGGUGAUAAUAGAUCCGGACGAUGAUGAAAUGUCUGCUCUGGUGCUGGACUUGCCGUCUGGGCAUAGUUCUGGAGAAACCGAAUUGCAAGAGAAAAAUGGAUUUCUGGGGGCGUUGGAUGAUAACUCGCAUCCCAAGCAGCCUCUUUCCAAAAUUUCCUUGGUCAGUCAAGGGGAGGAUUCACUACAGUCGAACAAAUUGCUGAAUUCCUGUCAGUUAUGUGGCACCUGCUUUGAAACUCGUAAAGGAUUGUCGAGUCACGCACGCUUUCACCUGAGGCAGUUUGGAGUACCGGAUUCAGAAAGCAGUGGUGCCCCCAUUGGUACAUUGUAUGAACUGAUGAAAAGAAAAGGGAUACCUAAUGUUUUACCCUCAGCUUUGGCUAAUGAUAAACCACAAAGCUAUGCACCAAAGGACAUGUCUGGUUUAAAACAAGAGGCUCUUGGCAAACCACUCGGGGAGGAGUGUCAAGGUGAAACAACACCAACAGCUAAAUCGCCAAAGUUGGGCAUGAACAGCCCACCCAAGGGUCAGUCUCAGACUUCAACACUCAAGAAAGUGCACCCCAUUUUACCAAAGCCAGUGUCCAGUAAAUCUCCAGAGCAAGGGAAAGCUGGUAGAUCAUUGAUGAACACUCCUCAGACAUCAGGAGAACUACUGUCAAAGAAACUAUUUUGGUCUCCUCAAGAUGACAAUACACCUUUAAACCUCACAGUAAACAGUGAACACAUAAGCUGUCGGUUGUGUGGUGCCUGCUUUGAAACCCGGAAGGGGCUGUCAAGCCAUUCCCGAGCUCAUUUGAGGCACUUUGGAGCGGUGGAUAUGGAUUCCAAAGGAUCUCCGAUUGAAGCUCUGAAUGAAUUCAUUAAGAAAAAGGGGAUCCAGAACGCUUUAUCAUCCAUGCUACCGAUGAAGAAAGCGCACAGCUACCAUAAGGUGGCUGCCCUCAAAGCGGAAAGGAGCAAUUUUAAAUUAGGAUCACCAGUCAACAAGAAAACAUCAACAUCUCAUUCAAUGUCAACACAGAAAAAGCUGAAGCACGUUACCAUGGGAAUGCAUAUGGCAUCUGGGAUUUCUCAGGCCUCGAGUCCCAAUGGGCUGACUACCGAGUCUUAUUGGUCAACGUCACCUAUAAAUCUGUCGAUUGAUUCAACGCCUAGCAAAGAGACGCGUUGUGAAUUUUGCGGUGAUUACUUUGAGAACCGCAAGGGGCUGUCAAGUCACGCAAGGUCACACCUGAGGCAGUUUGGGGUGACCGAAUGGACAGUUAAUGGUUCGCCAAUAGACACAUUGAAGGAGCUCAUGAAAAGGAAAAUGCAUCCUUUUGAAUCAUCUGUCACACCUGGUCUCAAAGUGUCCCCAAAGCCAGUGGCGACUGGCAUGAAAUCACCAACUGUGAACACACAUGCUUUCUCGCACGCCACGGGUAAAUCAACUAAGUUCAGUCUGACCAUUCCAUCCGUCCGGCAGGUUCCAUCGGGAUCACUCCUACCCAAAAAGGUUCAGGGCCAAUUUCUCUCCCCGUCACCAUUGAAAAAGAUGAAACCGAACCCACUGAAAAGGGUGAAACAGGAACAUUUCAAAAUAGAGUAUAACCCCGAAGAGCCAGCAACUUCACUGAAGAGCGACAGUUACUUACCAGAACAAAUGUGGCCACCCAGAGGAGAAGCUUCACCCCUCCAUUUAACAGUUGAUCAACCUAGCAAAGAUGUCCGUUGUGAAUUCUGUGGUGAAUACUUUGAGAAUCGCAAGGGACUGUCAAGCCAUGCCAGGUCGCAUCUGAGGCAGUUUGGGGUGACGGAAUGGACAGUGAACGGUUCACCGAUUGACACACUGAAGGAGCUGAUGAAAAGAAAGGGGAAGCAUGAACCAUUUGGCCACGACCCAGAGCAACAGGGGCUGCAACAGGACCCCCAGAACUACAAAUACGAGGAGAAACACAUUGCUAAGCCAUUUGGACAUAUUAUUAAGUCACCCGUUAAGGUGAUGCAUCAAAAGCAUCUGACACCCCAAAAUAGAAAAGUAUUGACCUAUACAUCUAACAGCCAACAUCCAACCUUGUCACCUCUGGGAAAGAAAAUACCCAUGGGUUUUGUAUCGACUGCAUCACUAAAGAAAUCCAUGCCAGAUGAAAGAACCAUGACACAUGAAUUGAAGCCCAGCUAUACGGAAUCGGGUUCCUAUAAGCCGAAGGCCACUUGGUCUCCACAGGAGAAGGUGACAACAACACCGGUAAUUGCUGCAGACACUUGCUGCGAAUUAUGUGGCCACUACUUUGAAAACCGGAAAGCUUUAGCCAGCCAUGCCAGAGCCCAUCUCAGACAGUUCGGGGUGACUGAAUGGCACAUCAACGGCUCACCGAUAGACACCCUGAGGGAAUGGAUCCGCCAGAAGCCCAACAUUAGCCCCGGUACCUCUGUGAACUGUGUGCAGGAUCGCCCCCUUCCAAAGCCCAUCAGAAACAAUAUCAAAUCAAUAGUUAAGGAGUUGCCAGGGGAGCUGUGUUCAUUACCAGGGGGUAAGACAGUGAAGUUGGAACCGGUGCAGCCCAAAACAGUAGAGUUGGGCUUCCCAACCUCACCGGUGCAGAAGAAUCCAGAGACAGACAAAAUGCCUCCGAACGAGUGCUACACUCCCACUGAUCUGAGCCAAAGCAACAUAACUGAAUGCACCCCAAGCUCCUCCAUGCCAUCCGAGGACGAGGAGCCCCAUCCAAAGAAAAAGAGAAAGCACCCAGUCAAGUUAGGAACCUGUGAGUAUUGUGGAGUGACACUAACCACGGGUGUAGGCCUCUCCAACCAUAUGCGUGGCCAUCUGAAAUCUGGAUUGAAAAGGAAGUUACCGAGUCUGUCUCAGUUUGAGGAACUCCACGAAAAGGCUGAACCUGCACUCACCGACACAUACAAUGAGCGUAAGCAACAAAAGCCAGCGAUAUACACAGAGAACUUGUCACCGAAACGAGAGGAGGGGAAAGAGACAAAGACGUUCAGGUCAAAGUCAGAGGAACCCAAACCUCUCCGAGUCAGGCCUGUGAUCUUUCCAGUCCUGAAACCUGAGCCGCUCUCACUGGUGAAGUUUAUAGGAAACAUCUAUACUCUGAAAUGCAGGUUUUGUGAUGUGGAGUUCCAUGGGCCUCUCUCAAUUCAGGAAGAAUGGGUGAGACACCUUCAACGACACAUCCUGGACGUGAACUUCCCGAAGGUGGAGGCUGUUCGCGAAGAGAUCUCCACGUCUGCUGAGCCUGAGAAAUAGGUUGAAUCUGCUGCCUGUGUAGAAACCUGGGUAGAUGGGGUCAGAUCGACAAGCGCAGUCUCUCUCCAAGGCACAUGCCAUUAUUUUUUAUGUUCUAGUUUAGUGAAGUUUGGAAAGGUUCUUCUUUGCCUUUGAACGUUUAAGUCCCUGUGUAGUAAUGAAAGUAUCUGCCUUACGUGGGUUUCCUUAUAGAGUAAUUCUGCAUUCACCUCAUACAAUUAGAAUGUCGCGCAGAACAGCUUAGCCUUGAUUAAUGUUGUAUAGUCUAGAAGCAGUCACGUGCCACAGUCCUGUCGAGGAGAGCCGCAGUGUCAAGAGGGCGCUGAAGUAUGUGGCACUAAUGUAGCCGGGGCCACAGCUUGCUCCAGAUCCAUUUGGCCGCCUGCCGUUAAACCCCCAGGCAAGGAAUCCUGCAUUAAUUUGUGCCUUGGGAAAGACGGAAGGCAACACAAGGCAGAUGGAUGACAGUAACUUAGUCCAUUUUUAAUAACAUACCACUUGUUAAAUUGUUGUGAGUGAAGCUUAAAUUUGACAUGUCACAGAUAAAGAUAAACAAAAGGACUCCUCUGCAGGCUGCCCUCCUCCUGCUUGUUGCGUUGAGGCAGAUACAGGCAGCCGUGACACAGAGGCGUGGACGUGGCCAUUGCUGUGGUGAGUGAAAGAGGGCUGUGCUGGUUUAGAUACAAAGCACAGGUCACCUGGAGGUCCAGAGG